Glycine soja is the source of this 2121-nucleotide messenger RNA. RefSeq names its product CBL-interacting serine/threonine-protein kinase 8-like. Gene Ontology annotation, molecular function: protein kinase activity; ATP binding. The record is from RefSeq and is a predicted model, not a curated record. Gene Ontology annotation, biological process: signal transduction; protein phosphorylation. NCBI's taxonomy places the organism in Eukaryota, Viridiplantae, Streptophyta, Magnoliopsida, Fabales, Fabaceae. The transcript has 14 exons. Bases 518 to 1858 code for a protein of 446 amino acids.
CAGCUACAUCCGUGCAGCGGAAAUUGUUCCCUCAUCAACCACCAUUUGUCUAUUCAUUCAUUUUCCUUCAUCCGCACCACACACCUUCCUCUUGCUUUUCCUAUCUCAACGCUUCCUCACAAGUCCACCAUGCUUUCUCCGUCUCCCAUCCCUCCCCACAAUAAUAAUAAACAAAUUAAAUUAAAAUAUAAUUUCAAAUACUUUUUUCUUUCUUUCCCUCACUCACUCACUCACUCUCGAUUUCCGUCUGAGAAAAAUCCUUGGUUUGGUAAUUUGAUUCCCAAACGACUUCUCUUUUUGUUUCUAUUUUCUUUCGUUUAAUUUUCAAAGAAUGAUGAUUUUGUUGUUGUUUUUUUAUUUCCCUGCCAAGAAGGCACUUAAUAAUAAACUAAUAAAUUAAAACCCGAAAAGUGCAAAGCUUGUGAAUAGCGUUUGAAUCGUGUCAUGCUUUUGGGGUUGGGGAAGAGUGUGCAAUGCAGAAACUGAGAUUGGCUUAGUGAGAGAAAAAGAGAGAGCGAUGGUGGUGAGGAAAGUUGGGAAGUACGAGAUUGGGAGGACGAUUGGGGAGGGAACCUUUGCGAAGGUGAAAUUCGCUCAGAACACCGAAACUGGUGAGAGCGUGGCCAUGAAGGUGCUCGACCGUAGCACCAUCAUCAAGCACAAGAUGGCCGACCAGAUCAAGAGGGAGAUUUCCAUCAUGAAGCUAGUUAGGCAUCCUUAUGUUGUUCGCCUUCACGAGGUUCUUGCAAGCCGUACCAAGAUUUAUAUCAUAUUGGAGUUCAUCACGGGUGGUGAAUUGUUUGAUAAAAUUAUACACCAUGGCCGUCUUAGUGAAACUGACUCUAGAAGAUAUUUCCAGCAGCUUAUUGACGGUGUAGAUUAUUGCCACAGUAAGGGAGUUUAUCACAGAGAUUUAAAGCCUGAAAAUCUUUUACUCGAUUCACUGGGAAAUAUAAAGAUUUCCGAUUUUGGUUUGAGUGCAUUUCCUGAGCAGGGGGUGAGUAUCCUUCGGACAACUUGUGGGACUCCAAACUAUGUGGCUCCUGAGGUACUCAGUCAUAAGGGUUACAACGGUGCUGUGGCAGAUGUUUGGUCCUGUGGGGUUAUCCUCUAUGUCCUACUGGCUGGAUAUCUUCCUUUUGAUGAGCUUGAUCUAAGCACCUUAUAUAGUAAGAUUGAGAGAGCAGAGUUUUCAUGCCCUCCUUGGUUUCCAGUGGGAGCAAAAUUGUUGAUACAUAGAAUUUUGGACCCAAAUCCUGAAACUCGUAUAACAAUUGAGCAUAUAAGAAAUGAUGAAUGGUUUCAGAGGAGUUAUGUUCCUGUCAGUCUUCUUGAGUAUGAAGAUGUAAACCUUGAUGAUGUAAAUGCUGCUUUUGACGAUGCUGAGGAACUGAGGGCUGAUCAACAAUGUGACAACGAUGACAUGGGUCCUCUAAUGCUUAAUGCAUUUGACUUGAUAAUUUUGUCUCAAGGCUUAAAUCUUGCAACAAUCUUUGAUCGUGGGCAGGACUCUGUGAAGUACCAAACCCGUUUUAUCUCUCAAAAACCAGCAAAGGUGGUUUUAUCAAGUAUGGAAGUUGUGGCACAAUCAAUGGGAUUUAAGACGCAUAUUCGCAACUACAAGAUGAGGGUGGAGGGUGUUUCAGCAAAUAAAACAUCCUAUUUCUCUGUUAUCCUGGAAAUUUUUGAAGUGGCUCCUACAUUUUAUAUGGUGGACAUUCAGAAAGCAGCUGGAGAUACUGGUGAAUACCUCAAGUUUUACAAGAACUUUUGUAGCAAUCUUGAGGAUAUAAUCUGGAAACCGCCCCAUGAAGCAAGCAAAUCAAGGAUCUCCAAGACCAAAAGCAAAAGACGAUAGUUUCAUCAUUCGUGAUACCUUCUGAUUUGAUUGAAAAGAAAAGAGAGAAAAAAAAAAGUAAUAUGGAACACAUGCUUUUAAUUUAAAGAGGGGUUGACAUAUAGACGCAUGUCCCACCAUAUCGAGGUAUAAAUACGGUUUGCCCUGGCUUUUUUUUUUAACAGCAAUACUGUUUUUUCCACUUUUAAUUCUCCAAAUACCACACUUGAAACUUGAAAGAUUGUGUCCCAAAAUUUACUAGUAAUUUUCUAGACACCAGGAAA